AUGUCGUGUAGAAUGAACAUCUUAAGAAAAUUAGUUACGAAUGCAAAACCAAAACUAUUUAUAAGAAAAUUAGUAACAUUGAAAACUGCAAAUGAACCUACACCAAUGACUGUAUUUGACAGAAAAGCUAAAAUUAUUCAAAAACAACGAGCAGCAAUAGCAGAAGAUAGUUCCGUUUAUGAAUACAUUAAAGAAGAAGUUGGAUAUCGUUUAUCAGAUCGCCUCUUUGAUAUAAAACGACAAUUUAAUUUAGUGGUUGAUCUAGGUUGUGGAUAUGGACAUGUAUCAAAACACAUUUCCAUAGACAAUGUAAAAGAGUUGAUUAUGUGUGAUAUAUGCCAAGAAAUUUUGAAUAAAGCCAAAAAUCCUGAGCCCGAAGUAAAGGUUAGUAAAAUAGUAGUAGAUGAAGAGAAAUUACCUUUUGAAAAUGAUAGUAUUGAUUUAAUAAUUAGUUGUUUAAAUCUUCACUGGGUAAAUAAUUUACCUUCAACUUUCCUACAAAUUAAAAAUUCUUUGAAAAAUGAUGGAGUCUUUUUAGGAGCAAUGUUAGCAGGUGACACUUUAUUUGAAUUACGAUCGUCAUUACAAUUGGCAGGCAUUGAACGUGAUGGAGGUAUAGCACCUAGAAUAUCACCUUUUGUUCGUCUUAGGGAUGUGGGAGCACUAAUGCAAAGUGCUGGAUUUUCAAUGCUAACAUUGGACACCGAUGAACUAAUUAUUCGUUACCCAUCAAUGCUUGAACUAAUGUGGGACUUAAAAGGCAUGGGAGAAAAUAAUGCUGUUCUACAGAGGCCAUUGCGACUGAACAAGAAUACUAUGUUUUCGGCAGCUGCUAUAUAUGAAAAACUUUAUGGUAAUAAUGAUGAAGACAGUGAUACUAAAGGUAUCCCAGCCACUUUUCAAGUUUUGUACAUGAUAGGAUGGAAACCAGAUCCAUCACAACCAAAACCAUUAUCCCGAGGUUCAGGACAAAUAUCAAUUAAAGAUAUUGGAGAGCUUGAUAAGAUUGUCAAAAACUUAGGAAAGAUUGAAACCUAA
Molecule: messenger RNA, 1038 nt
Organism: Macrosiphum euphorbiae (potato aphid)
Lineage: Eukaryota; Metazoa; Arthropoda; Insecta; Hemiptera; Aphididae
Source: the annotation of a GenBank genome assembly